This is a messenger RNA of Trematosphaeria pertusa, 1697 nucleotides long. RefSeq names its product SET domain-containing protein. The transcript has 3 exons. Bases 222 to 1559 code for a protein of 445 amino acids. The record is from RefSeq and is a predicted model, not a curated record. Gene Ontology annotation, molecular function: protein binding. Lineage: Eukaryota; Fungi; Ascomycota; Dothideomycetes; Pleosporales; Trematosphaeriaceae.
CACAGCUUCAUAUCCCGCCGCCUAAUACAGCCUGCCAAGCAUGAUUAAGGCCAGCAUGUUUUCAAUUGAGCCCUGGAAGGCGCAUCGGUGGUUCGAGCUGCGAAACGUGGCUUUCGUGCAAAUGGAGAUCUCUCUUCGCCCUCAAAUUCUGGGGCAUACGUCUCUCUUUACGUUCUCCCAAUUGAAUGUUCUGUUCUUUCCUUCUUCCAUAGUCUAAAGUCAUGUCUCCGUCUUCGUCGGCGUUCUCCCGGCUGCUACCCCCAAGUCUCCUCGUUCCUUUGCUCCUCGCCACACGCGCAACAGCGCUCUUCGAGACAGGAUCUAGCCCGGCGAUUCAAGACCCUCUAGUCAAUCCACCCCCGACUACAUGCCCAGUGCUGCAAGAUGGCAUCACGUCAAACACCUUCCCGUGGACGCACAACCCGACCUGUGUGACUGCCGUUCUCCCAUCCACCGGAGAUCACGGGCAUUUAGGCGUCCACCAGGACUUCUGCGUCUAUACCAACACCAAUUUCAAUUCUGGUCGAGGGAUCAGUCUAGUGACGACCCCCGAAGUAGCAGCAGAGUUGAUGAGCGAGACGUACUCGCCGUUCUUUGAAGAGGUAGCUAGCGAGUCGAGUUGGGAGAUGAAAGAGACGGCAAGCAAGGGAAUGGGGCUUUUUGCGAAGAGGAAUAUUAAAGCGGGCGAGACGCUGAUUCUGAAAAGUCCGGCAUUGUUUAUCGCGAGGGACGCGCUGGAUACUCCGUCCCGGAGCCGAAGGCGGCUACUCAUUGAGACUGCGGUCAAGCAGUUGCCUGAGAAGACGAGGGAGUUGGUGAUGGUGUUGAGCAGGAGGGGCGGCCAAUCUGAAUAUGAAGAUAUUAUUCAUACGAAUAGCCACCGAGCCAAAGUCUGGGACGGAUCCUCGCAUUUGGUGCUCGUGCCGGAGGCUGCGCGAAUCAAUCACGCGUGCCGUCCGAACGCAUACUACCGUUUCGAUGAUUUCACGUUGAACUUCGAUGUCUUUGCUCUCAGAGAUAUCAAGCCCGGAGAGGAACUCACCUUCACUUAUGGCUUCUCCUACCAGCCCCGCGAAGCGCGCCUCGACGCACUAGAAAACCACUGGGGCUUCACAUGCACCUGCCCUCUCUGCACCGCCAACAGCACCGUAAUCGCUGCCUCAGACGAGAGGCUCAAGAAGAUCAACGAAAUCAAAGCAGUCCUCCCCACCGAGCAAAAGGACAUCCCGCAGAUGCUCGGCCUACUCCCCGAACUCAUCGGCCUCAUGGAGGAAGAGGACCUCAUUAUCGAACUGCCGAUGUACGAGGAGAUCAUGGCGUAUACGUGGAGUAGCUUUGGGAUUGAAGAUAGGGCGAAGUAUUGGGCGGAGCGGGCGAGGGAGCAUUGGGCGGUUCUGGCGGGCCCCGAGAGUUGGGAAGCGAAGAGGACGGGGCAGUUGGAGAACGAUGUUAAGGGCCAUUACACGUGGAUGAGUUGGGAGGAGGAUCCUUGGGAGGGCGUGGGGCACGGUCAUCCGUGGGGGGAUGAUAGCAGUGGUAAACAUGAUCAUGAUCAUUGAGUGGUGGAGCAGGGAAAGGUGCAUGUGGCGGACAAGGGCGUGGGCGUUUUGAAGGUGCGUGUAUGUCAAAACAUAUACUGUUAUCUGCAAGUAAUUUCUGUAUAUUACAGUAUCGAACGACAACAUCAAUCUCUACUG